Molecule: messenger RNA, 1008 nt
Organism: Capsaspora owczarzaki ATCC 30864
Lineage: Eukaryota; Filasterea; Ministeriida; Capsasporidae
Exons: 6
Coding region: 76-978 (300 amino acids)
Biological process (GO): retrograde vesicle-mediated transport, Golgi to endoplasmic reticulum
Cellular component (GO): endoplasmic reticulum; SNARE complex
Molecular function (GO): SNAP receptor activity
Source: RefSeq, a predicted model, not a curated record
GCCAAACUCGGCAUCUCAGCGGGUUCGACGCUCAGUCGUCAAUCUUUGUUCAAUUCUUCCAUUCUCGGUCAAUCAAUGGCCGCCAUUGCAGGUACAUCCACUCCGACCACCGCCCAGUCACGCGCCGAGAUCAACCUCGUGCGAUUGCUGCACCGAUGCGAGGCCAUGGCCAGCGGUGACCGCGAGCAGCUUCGGACGCAGGGCUCCCAGCUCUACCGCUUUGAAGAGUAUGUGCGCGAACUCUGGAAGAUGCUCGAGGAGCUCAGUGGACAGCAAGUCGAGUCGUCAUCGCUUGCCAGCGUGUCAUCCAAAAAGACCACCCCAAGCGCAGUCGCCGCUGGGAAAAGCGCACGGAGCUUGUUGCUCAAUAACAGCGAUAACGUAUUUGCUGGAUAUGCAAGACGCAUUGACCAACUGCAAGCUCUCACACAGCCCGAUAACGCUGAUCGGAUUGCAUUGGCACCAGCGCCGUCCAACUACCCCACCGUGCGUACAGAUGGCGGAUCCAGCCUACUAGCAACCCCGACGACCUCCGAGAUUUCAAGUGCUACGGCUCCAGCAUUACUUGGGUUUGUUCGUAAAAGCCCUGGAGCAAUACAACCACCUACAGACAAUAACGCAUCCAAGGUGGAUGCUGUCGAUGUGCUGCUGCAGCACCACCGGCAAGUGCAAGACCAGCUCACCGACGAAAUGCUGGUGAUGGCCGCCUCGCUCAAGCAACAAGCCCGCGCUGCACUCGGCAUUGUGCAAAAGGAUAAUCUCGCAUUGGACGCCACUGAGGCCAUAGCAAAUCGUAGCUUGAGUAAACUCAAGGUCGAGAAUGCUCGGCUUUCCGAGCAAAUCAAACGCACCAAAUGGGGUUCGUGUUGGAUCUGGCUAGCGUUGAUUGGUAUUAUUGUCGUGUUCACGUGGAUGGUUAUAUUUAUCAAGAUUGUGCCCAAGCCCAAGUCUUCUGCGCCCGUGGAUGAUGGCUUUUAAUCCCUAAUACAGUACAAAUACAAAUACAGC